AGCAAUCUGUUUGUUACAGCAUACGCUGGAGUUUGGGUUUCCACUCUAUUUUAUCGAGUUUUUCCCAAUCUGAUUUUUUCGAAUUAUUUUAAUGAUAAAUAAAGCAAAAUCGUGGAUGGGAGUUUGGUUGAGCUUUUUUAAUUUAAAAAAAUUAGAUAAAAUCGGAUCUUAGAAAGUAACCCCAUAGAUAAAUGGAGAGAGAGAGCAUUACAUGUGUCUGAAUGCUUUGUAAACUACUAUUCCUACCAUUUCCCAGCUUUUAAGGCAAAUGUCUGGAAGAAUAAAGGCAAAGCACUGUGGAACAUGAGGAGAACAGAAGAAAAAACAGAGCAUCUACUGUUUGUGAAGAACCGGCAGUAACCAGGUUAAGCUCCGAGAAACAGAUCGGCAAUGGCAGGAUAUGGAAAUCUUACACUUAAUGACAGUUCAACUGAAGAAAACUGUACAUUAGACCAUACAAUUCACCAAACCCUGUUCCCUGUGGUCUAUAUUACUGUGUUAAUUGUUGGUCUUCCUGCAAACUGCUUGUCUUUGUACUAUGGCUAUUUACAAAUCAAGGCAAAGAAUGAACUUGGCAUAUACCUGUGCAACCUUACUGUCGCUGACCUCCUUUAUAUUUUCUCUCUGCCUUUCUGGAUCCAGUAUGUGUUGCAGCAUGAUAACUGGACCUACAAUGAAAUGAUGUGCAAGAUCUGUGGCAUCCUGCUGUAUGAGAACAUCUACAUUAGUAUCGCAUUCCUCUGCUGCAUCUCGGUUGACCGCUACCUUGCCUUGGUGCACCCGUUUAGGUUCUACAAGCUAAGGACAAUGAAGACUGCACUUUUGGUCAGUAUAGUCAUUUGGCUGAAAGAAUUAAUGACCAGUUACUUAUUCUUCUCACAUGGAGAAUUCACCAAAGAUCCUGAAAGCCAUAUUAUCUGCUUUGAACAUUAUCCUAUGAAACCCUGGGAGCACAGCAUUAAUUACUAUCGCUUCUUUGUUGGGUUCCUUUUUCCAAUCUUUUUGCUUGGUUUUUCCUAUUGCUGUAUAUUUAAAGUAGUGCGCCACAGUCAAGGAACACAAAGAAAGUUAAAAAUUCAAGUCAGACAACUUGUUCUAAGCACUGUUAUAAUUUUCCUGGUCUGCUUUGGACCAUACCAUGUCUUGGUGGUCAUCCGAAGCAUGUUUGAGAAAAACUGUGUAUUUGCUGCCAGAAUAUUUAACGUCUAUCACUUCUCUUUGCUGUUAACCAGCUUCAACUGUGUGGCAGACCCAGUUCUGUAUUGUUUUGCCAGUGAAAACACCUACAGAGACUUCUUAAAGUUGAAAGAUACUUGCAUUACAUGCACAAGAUAUCUCAAGAUUGGAAAAAAGGCCAAUAAACAACCAAUAAACAGUCUAGAACAGACCGACAUCAACACAAAACAGAUCCCUUCAGAGCAUGAAGCUGUUGUAUUGUAUGAACAGAAGGUUUCAAGCAUUGCUUGUACUGAAAAUGGAGCAGAUGAAUCCCCUACCUGCAGUCUGUAGCACCUUCAGAAAUAUCUGUCUGUUCUCCUCUUAAAUAAGGAUGUAAA
This is a messenger RNA of Xenopus laevis (African clawed frog), 1556 nucleotides long. It is a transcript of the gene gpr68.L, whose product is annotated as ovarian cancer G-protein coupled receptor 1. Bases 391 to 1509 code for a protein of 372 amino acids. Gene Ontology annotation, cellular component: membrane; plasma membrane. Gene Ontology annotation, biological process: cellular response to pH; signal transduction; G protein-coupled receptor signaling pathway. The transcript has 2 exons. Gene Ontology annotation, molecular function: G protein-coupled receptor activity. The record is from RefSeq and is a predicted model, not a curated record. NCBI's taxonomy places the organism in Eukaryota, Metazoa, Chordata, Amphibia, Anura, Pipidae.